AUGUUUCAUUUCUUGAUAUUUAUAUCAUUUUUAAAUAUAAAAUAUAUAAUAACAACUCAAGAAUUAAAUAAUGAAUAUCCAAUUUGUCAAGUUUGUAGAUGCUAUAAAGAACUAAAAAUUGUUGAUUGUUUUAAAGGGAAUAAUGGAGAAGAAUUUAGAUUAAAUAUGGUAAGACUACCAGAAUGGACAGAAACAUUUGAAGCAUUUAAUUUAACUCAAUCAGAAUUCCCCCAUUUUUCAAUGCAUUCUGGUCUUAAAAAACUACAAAUUAAACAUUCAAAUCUUCAAUUUAUACAUCCAUUAGCAUUUCAACCACUUCCUGGAAUUGAAAAAUUAAUUCUGUCUGACAAUUUAAUCGAAAAACUUCCAAAAAAUAUUCUCCAAACUUUGAGAAAUUUAAAAGUUUUAGAUUUGAGUGGAAAUAAAAUUAACGGAUUGGAAGGAAUUGGGGGACAAUUAGGAAGUAAAGGGCAAAUACUCGACAGUUUGGUUAUCUCAAGAAAUCCUUUUUGCUCUUUUAAUACAAGUGAAGUUUUUAAAUCAACAAAUAUAUUAUUGCCAUCUUUACCUCUUUCACGUCAAAUUCAUAUUAUUGAAAUGCAAAGUGAAUUUAUUGAAAUAAAUGAAAAUGAAUGGAAAUUUAAAAUGAAAACUUCAAAGUCAAAAAAUUCAUCAGAUAUUUUUUGUAUUUUACCUUUUUCUCAAAAUAAUUGGAAAGUUUUGAAAGAAUUACGUGUUGAUCAAAAUAAGGAUAUUAAAAUUCAUCCAAAUGCUUUAGAGAAUAUAGCCUCCCUUGAAAUAUUUGAUUUUUCUAAUGGAGGUUAUUUUCCCGAAGAAUUCUUUUUUGAAUGGACUAAACGACCAGAAAUUAAAUUAAAACAAUUUAAAUUAAAAAAUACAAAAAUAUUUAAAUCGGCAUUUCAAAACAAUUUUUAUUUAAAUAAUUCAAAAAUAAAUGAAAAUAAUGAAGGAUUAAAUUUAAAAAAUAAUCCUUGGACAUUUUGCUCGUUAAAUAUGGAAUUGCUUGAAAUUGGGAAUAUUGGAAUUGGUUAUGAAUUAAAUUUAAGAGGAUGUAAAAAGCUUAAAUGGCUACAUGCAGAUAACAACAAAUUUGGCCAUUUAAUUUUUGGCGAGUCUUCUGGGCCAGAAAAACUUUUAUCCGUUUCAUUAAAUUCAAAUCUCUUUAAAGAAUGGCCAGAAAGUCUUUUAGAUGUCAGCCAUUCAUUGAUAACUUUAAAUUUGGCAAACAAUUUAAUUGACUAUUUACCAGAAAAUGGAAAAUUAUUAAUGACAUUAUUUCCUUGCCUGGAACAGUUGGAUUUAUCUGGAAAUAAACUUAAACGUUUCGAGGCAAGUUGCAAUUAUUUUUGA
This is a messenger RNA of Meloidogyne enterolobii, 1371 nucleotides long. Lineage: Eukaryota; Metazoa; Nematoda; Chromadorea; Rhabditida; Meloidogynidae. The record is from the annotation of a GenBank genome assembly.